Messenger RNA from Hymenoscyphus albidus, 937 nucleotides. Lineage: Eukaryota; Fungi; Ascomycota; Leotiomycetes; Helotiales; Helotiaceae. The record is from the annotation of a GenBank genome assembly.
AUGCAAAACACCUUUGUUUCAUUACUCAUCGAAUCAAGACAAGGUCUCACUGAAACUUUUAACAAUGCUUCUGUUCAUCCUUGUGUUUUUACGGCACUUCUCUUCUGGAACGAGCUCGAAAGUACUCCAUUAUUCUCGGAAGAUGACUUGACGUUGAGUCUUGUGCCAGGAACAAGGGACGAAGAGGUUUAUAUGCAUUGGCAUGACCAUCUUCUAUGGUUAAAUUCAAAGCAAACAACAAAUCAUGUUUUACGAACAUUUUCACAGUAUCUUAUCUUAUUUGUUCUUCGAAAUCACUACAAUGUCUGGUUCUGAGUCCACAACUUCUAUUAGGGAGGAACUUCAACAAUACAUUUCUCCCUUCGCCAGAAUUGGAACAACUAGUUCUAGUAAUAUUCUAGGAGAUCUGGCUAUCACCCUCAGGCGAUCCAAUAAUGUUUACCCCAUAUCCUUCCGCCAAAGACAAUCCCCCUACAAAGGCAAAUUCAACUACCGCAACGCAGUCGACCACGCCACAAAAUUUAUCUUUCAACAUAGCUCCGGCCAAAAUCUCACAUAUGGAAUGGUAGAAAGGGCGGUAUCGUCCUUCAUCACACAGUCCUUGCAAGACUAUGAAAAAAAGAAGUCGCUGGAAGCCCGACUCAAGUCCAGUUCAAGGUCAAACUUCAAACCAGAUGCAUGCCACAUGGUCAUCCGCAUCCACAAAGGAUCACAGAUCACUGACAGACUGGAAAACCACCACUGGCAUGUGGAUAAUCUCUACAAGCCUGAAAGCCCAGGAGACGUCAAUAGCCUCUAUGCCGUUACCUUUCUCGGGAAACCCACACUUGUCCUCAAACCACAGUCAACUUUACCGCCAUCCCUUCAAAAGUCAAAAGGAAGCCAGAAGGGUCUCCACAGGACUCCAAACAUUUUCCGAAAGUCGACAGCUCAAUGA